Messenger RNA from Pan troglodytes (chimpanzee), 6879 nucleotides. RefSeq names its product ubiquitin specific peptidase 54 (gene USP54). The coding region runs from base 671 to 5791 and encodes 1706 amino acids. NCBI's taxonomy places the organism in Eukaryota, Metazoa, Chordata, Mammalia, Primates, Hominidae. Gene Ontology annotation, biological process: protein deubiquitination. The record is from RefSeq and is a predicted model, not a curated record. The transcript is spliced from 25 exons. Gene Ontology annotation, molecular function: cysteine-type deubiquitinase activity.
GCCAAGGAAAGUGUCGCGAGAGCUGGUUGCCUUGGCUCCCUGUAGCUAUAGCAGCCGCGGCGGUUAAGUAUGCGGCGCCAGGAGCUCUCUCUGACACAGCUGGCUAUUCUAGUCCCAGAAGAAAGAGGAGAGACUUGCUGAAGAUCUGGAUGGGACAAUAGAAGUUUGGGGCACAUUAAAAAGAAGCAGCAAGAACAUCAACAAAAACCUCAGAUGAUUCAAACAGGCUUCUUCUUGGCUUUGUGGAACCUUUUGCAGUUGCUCAGAAUUUGAGUUUUUGCUUCAGAGGAUGAUGAGACAAGGCAAUAGAGGGUGAGGAGGAUUAUGUUGGAUUCUUGCUUCUCUGUCUGCCUCUCCUUCCAGUUGGAAAAAUCUUCAGUCCAUAAGAAGCAUUAUCAACAAGCCUGAAGAACACAUCUUACCCUGAUCCUGGAUGCUGUUGGAGUUGAGAAUUACAUCCACUUCACCAGGACUUUAUGGAGGCUGUUCAAGAAAAAUAGAAGGAAGCAAUACUUAAGGAUUUCUCUGUUUGCAUUAGUCCUGUGCCAUGUUACAUUUUGGAGAUUGUUUGGAACAAGUGAGGGAGGGCUCUGUCAUCUUGAUCUAGGAGGAUACCUGAGUCCCUUGACUACACAGAUGAUAUUUGGAAGGUGGCUAAAUGUGAACAAUAAUGUCUUGGAAGAGAAAUUAUUUUUCAGGGGGUCGUGGUAGUGUACAAGGGAUGUUUGCACCUCGAAGCUCAACCUCCAUAGCCCCCAGCAAAGGCCUCAGCAAUGAGCCAGGGCAAAACAGCUGCUUCCUCAACAGUGCCCUGCAGGUUUUGUGGCACUUGGAUAUCUUCCGACGUAGCUUUAGGCAGCUUACAACUCACAAGUGCAUGGGAGAUUCCUGCAUCUUUUGCGCUCUCAAGGGAAUCUUUAACCAGUUUCAGUGUAGUAGUGAAAAAGUGCUUCCAUCUGACACUCUCCGCAGUGCUCUGGCAAAGACUUUCCAGGAUGAACAACGUUUCCAGCUGGGAAUUAUGGAUGAUGCUGCAGAGUGCUUUGAAAACCUCCUGAUGAGAAUUCACUUCCACAUUGCUGAUGAAACCAAAGAGGAUAUAUGUACUGCCCAACACUGCAUUUCCCAUCAGAAAUUUGCAAUGACAUUGUUUGAGCAGUGUGUAUGUACUAGCUGUGGUGCCACUUCUGAUCCGCUGCCUUUCAUCCAGAUGGUACAUUAUAUCUCCACCACUUCCCUUUGGCUCAGUACUGGCCAGCAAAGUGGGAGGAGGAGUGGGGAUUCUAUGAGCUUUGGAUCUGGGGACAGCAAUCAGGCUAUUUGUAUGCUGGAAAGACGAGAGAAACCUUCACCAAGCAUGUUUGGUGAGCUGCUGCAGAAUGCCAGCACCAUGGGGGAUCUGCGGAACUGUCCAAGCAACUGUGGAGAGAGGAUCAGGAUUCGCCGUGUGUUGAUGAAUGCUCCACAGAUUAUCACGAUUGGGCUGGUAUGGGACUCAGACCACUCAGACUUAGCAGAAGAUGUUAUCCACAGCCUGGGAACCUGCCUUAAGCUGGGUGAUCUGUUUUUCAGAGUGACGGAUGACCGGGCCAAGCAAUCUGAACUGUACUUAGUUGGAAUGAUCUGUUACUAUGGCAAACAUUAUUCUACAUUCUUUUUUCAAACAAAGAUUCGCAAAUGGAUGUAUUUUGAUGAUGCUCAUGUCAAGGAGAUUGGGCCCAAAUGGAAGGAUGUGGUGACCAAAUGCAUCAAGGGGCAUUAUCAGCCCCUGCUGCUGCUUUAUGCAGAUCCCCAGGGUACCCCAGUGUCCACCCAGGACCUGCCUCCCCAAGCUGAGUUCCAGUCAUACAGCAGGACAUGCUACGACAGUGAAGAUUCAGGGAGGGAGCCCUCCAUCUCAAGUGACACUCGAACAGAUUCCUCAACGGAGAGCUAUCCCUACAAACAUUCCCACCAUGAGUCUGUGGUCAGUCACUUCUCUUCUGAUUCUCAGGGGACAGUCAUCUAUAAUGUGGAAAAUGAUUCCAUGUCUCAGAGCAGUCGGGACACAGGACACCUGACUGAUAGUGAAUGUAAUCAGAAACACACAUCCAAGAAAGGGUCACUGAUAGAGCGCAAGAGGAGCUCUGGUCGGGUUAGGAGGAAAGGCGAUGAGCCCCAGGCCUCGGGAUACCACAGUGAAGGAGAAACACUGAAAGAGAAGCAGGCUCCUAGAAAUGCCUCCAAACCAUCCAGCAGCACCAACAGGCUGAGAGAUUUUAAAGAGACAGUCAGCAAUAUGAUCCAUAACAGACCAUCCCUGGCUUCUCAGACCAAUGUAGGCUCUCACUGCAGGGGCAGAGGAGGAGACCAGCCUGACAAAAAACCUCCUAGGACCCUGCCUUUACACUCUCGUGACUGGGAAAUAGAGAGUACCAGCAGUGAGUCAAAAUCGAGUUCUUCCAGCAAGUAUCGUCCCACAUGGAGACCCAAACGAGAAUCUCUGAAUAUUGACAGUAUCUUUAGUAAGGACAAAAGGAAGCACUGUGGCUAUACCCAGCUUAGCCCCUUUUCUGAGGAUUCAGCUAAAGAAUUUAUACCAGAUGAACCAAGCAAGCCACCUUCUUACGACAUUAAAUUUGGUGGACCAAGCCCCCAGUACAAGCGCUGGGGCCCAGCACGGCCAGGCUCUCACCUUUUAGAGCAGCACCCCCGACUAAUCCAGCGAAUGGAAUCUGGCUAUGAAAGCAGUGAGAGGAACAGCAGCAGCCCUGUCAGCCUGGAUGCAGCCCUGCCUGAGAGCUCAAAUGUCUACAGGGAUCCAAGUGCUAAGAGAUCAGCUGGGUUGGUUCCUUCCUGGCGUCAUAUCCCAAAGUCGCACAGCAGUAGCAUCCUGGAGGUAGACUCCACAGCAUCCAUGGGUGGCUGGACAAAGAGUCAGCCUUUCUCAGGUGAGGAGAUAUCUUCUAAAAGUGAACUGGAUGAAUUGCAGGAAGAGGUGGCCAGGAGGGCGCAGGAACAGGAACUUCGAAGAAAACGGGAGAAGGAGUUAGAGGCAGCGAAAGGGUUUAACCCUCAUCCUAGCCGCUUCAUGGACUUGGAUGAACUGCAGAAUCAGGGGAGGAGUGACGGCUUUGAGAGGUCCCUGCAAGAGGCAGAGUCAGUGUUUGAAGAGUCACUGCAUCUGGAACAGAAAGGAGACUGUGCUGCAGCUUUGGCUCUCUGUAAUGAAGCUAUCUCUAAACUAAGACUUGCCCUGCAUGGUGCCAGCUGUAGCACGCACAGCAGAGCCCUAGUCGAUAAGAAGUUGCAAAUCAGUAUUCGAAAAGCACGGAGCCUGCAGGAUCGCAUGCAGCAGCAGCAAUCACCACAGCAGCCGUCGCAGCCCUCAGCCUGCCUCCCAACACAGGCGGGGACUCUCUCUCAGCCAACAAGUGAACAGCCUAUCCCGCUCCAAGUAUUGUUAAGCCAAGAGGCCCAACUGGAAUCCGGCAUGGAUACAGAGUUUGGGGCCAGUUCUUUCUUCCAUUCACCUGCUUCCUGCCAUGAGUCACACUCAUCACUAUCUCCAGAGUCAUCUGCCCCACAGCACAGCUCCCCCAGUAGAUCUGCCUUGAAGCUUCUGACUUCGGUUGAAGUAGACAACAUUGAACCCUCUGCAUUCCACAGGCAAGGUUUACCUAAAGCACCAGGGUGGACUGAGAAGAAUUCUCAUCAUAGUUGGGAGCCAUCGGAUGCCCCAGAGGGUAAGCUGCAAGGCUCUAGGUGUGACAACAGCAGUUGCAGCAAGCUCCCUCCACAAGAAGGAAGAGGCAUUGCUCAAGAACAGCUGUUCCAAGAAAAGAAGGAUCCUGCUAACCCCUCCCCGGUGAUGCCUGGAAUAGCCACCUCUGAGAGGGGUGAUGAACACAGCCUAGGCUGUAGUCCUUCAAAUUCAUCAGCUCAGCCCAGCCUUCCCCUGUAUAGAACCUGCCACCCCAUAAUGCCUGUUGCUUCUUCAUUUGUGCUUCACUGUCCUGAUCCUGUGCAGAAAACUAACCAAUGCCUCCAAGGCCAAAGCCUCAAAACUUCAUUGACUUUAAAAGUGGACAGAGGCAGUGAGGAGACCUAUAGGCCAGAGUUUCCCAGCACAAAGGGGAUUGUCCGUUCUCUGGCUGAGCAGUUCCAGAGGAUGCAGGGUGUCUCCAUGAGGGAUAGUACAGGUUUCAAGGAUAGAAGUUUGUCAGGUAGUCUAAGGAAGAACUCUUCCCCUUCUGAUUCUAAGCCUCCUUUCUCACAGGGUCAAGAGAAAGGCCACUGGCCAUGGGCAAAGCAACAAUCCUCUCUGGAGGGUGGGGAUAGACCACUUUCCUGGGAAGAGUCCACUGAACAUUCUUCUUUUGCCUUAAACUCUGGGCUGCCUAAUGGUGAAAUUUCUAGCGGAGGACAGCCCAGGUUGGCAGAGCCAGACAUAUACCAAGAGAAGCUGUCCCAAGUGAGAGAUGUUAGGUCUAAGGAUCUGGGCAGCAGUACUGACUUGGGGACUUCCUUGCCUUUGGAUUCCUGGGUGAAUAUUACAAGGUUCUGUGAUUCUCAGCUUAAACAUGGGGCACCUAGGCCAGGAAUGAAGUCCUCCCCUCAUGAUUCCCAUACGUGUGUAACCUAUCCAGAGAGAAAUCACAUCCUUUUGCAUCCACAUUGGAACCAAGACACAGAGCAGGAGACCUCAGAAUUGGAGUCUCUGUAUCAGGCCAGUCUUCAGGCUUCUCAAGCUGGCUGUUCUGGAUGGGGGCAGCAGGAUACCGCCUGGCACCCACUUAGCCAAACAGGCUCUGCAGAUGGCAUGGGGAGGAGGUUGCACUCAGCCCAUGAUCCUGGUCUCUCAAAGACUUCAGCAGCAGAAAUGGAGCAUGGUCUCCAUGAAGCCAGAACAGUGCGUACUUCUCAGGCUACACCUUGCCGAGGCCUCAGCAGGGAGUGUGGGGAGGAUGAGCAGUACAGUGCAGAGAAUUUACGUCGCAUCUCACGCAGUCUCAGUGGCACCGUUGUCUCAGAGAGGGAGGAAGCUCCGGUUUCUUCCCACAGUUUUGAUUCAUCAAACGUGAGGAAGCCUUUGGAAACCGGGCACCGUUGUUCCAGCUCCUCUUCCCUCCCUGUCAUCCAUGACCCUUCUGUGUUUCUCCUCGGUCCCCAACUCUACCUUCCCCAACCACAGUUCCUGUCCCCAGAUGUCCUGAUGCCCACCGUGGCAGGGGAGCCCAAUAGACUCCCAGGAACUUCAAGGAGUGUCCAGCAGUUUCUGGCUAUGUGUGACAGGGGUGAAACUUCCCAAGGGGCCAAGUACACAGGAAGGACUUUGAACUACCAGAGCCUCCCCCAUCGCUCCAGAACAGACAACUCCUGGGCACCCUGGUCAGAGACCAACCAGCAUAUUGGGACCAGAUUCCUGACUACUCCAGGGUGCAAUCCUCAGCUAACCUACACUGCCACACUACCAGAAAGAAGCAAGGGCCUUCAGGUUCCUCACACUCAGUCCUGGAGUGAUCUUUUCCAUUUACCCUCCCACCCUCCCAUUGUUCAUCCUGUGUACCCACCAUCUAGCAGUCUUCAUGUACCCCUGAGGUCAGCUUGGAAUUCAGAUCCUUUUCCAGGGUCCCGAACCCCUGGUCCUCGAAGAGUAGAUAUGCCCCCAGAUGAUGACUGGAGGCAAAGCAGUUAUGCCUCCCACUCUGGACACAGGAGAACAGUGGGAGAGGGGUUUCUGUUUGUUCUAUCAGAUGCUCCCAGAAGAGAGCAGAUCAGGGCUAGAGUCCUGCAGCACAGUCAAUGGUAAAGGUUAUUCCUUUCCUUUCCUGGAGCUACACCUUUCUUUGUAAAACUGUACUGUGGGCCGGGCGCGGUGGCUCACACCUGUAAUCCCAGCACUUUGGGAGGCUGAGGCGGGUGGAUCACGAGGUCAGGAGAUUGAGACCAUCCCGGCCAACAUGGUGAAACCCCGUCUCUACCAAAAUACAAAAAAUUAGCCAGGCGUGACGGUGCGUGCCUGUAGUCCCAACUACUCGGAAGGCUGAGGCAGGAGAAUUGCUUGAACCCAGGAGGCGGAGGUUGCAGUGAGCCGAGAUCGCACCACUGCACUCCAGCUUGGCAAUAGAGUGAGACUCCAUCUCAAAAAACAAAACAAAACAACAACAAAAAAAACUGUGGCAGCGUUGGUACCCUGCAUCACUGCCAUGGUUGUGCUAUUCUCAUCUCAACAUAGAAUUGGUGGGUUCUCCUAAGGGUGUCAGGAACCUCUAAAAAGAUGUGAUUCUUUGGGAGGGGAUAUUUGAAAUUCCAACUUCCAUUCCCCCUAGCAAAAGGAAGCAGCUGCUGUUUAAGGGUUUUAUCUGAGCCACUUUAAAGAUGAAUCCAUGGUAUUACUCUGGAUACUAGCCAUUCCUUAGGAUUUUAAGGUCACAUUUUAUUCCUGGAUGCUUUAUGUCCCCACCUCCACCUGAGCCCUCAUCCUCUGUUCCCUACUAUACUCCCAACUUCUACUCUUUGUUUUAUCCACCUAUCCCUAUUACCUGACCCUUUGUCUUCCCUGUCUCCCAUCCUUGGGGGGACAUGUAGCCCUGUGGUCAUGGUUCUGAUGACAUCAUCAGGGCAGCCCCCCUGCCCAGGUAUUAUGGACUGUCAGCAUUCCCUGUGCCCUCCAAACCUUAGGCCUAGAACGCGGAGCUGCCAACAUAACAUUCACCCUUUUGAACAGAUGGAGUCAGGCACACUAACACAGCCUUCUGUCCUCAAUAACACAGCCAUUAUUGCCACUUGCUCAGUCGUCAUUGUAAACCCUCAGAGUCAGUUGAACUAUUUUAGGCCAAACAUACUGUUUUUGUAAAGUAUUUUUCAUUAAUAAAUCUAUAAGACAGUUCUAUUUAA